Molecule: messenger RNA, 2721 nt
Organism: Porites evermanni
Lineage: Eukaryota; Metazoa; Cnidaria; Anthozoa; Scleractinia; Poritidae
Source: the annotation of a GenBank genome assembly
GGCUUAGAGCAGGAUGAUUCUAAAUAUAUCGACUUCUCUGAUUCUUGGGUUCCACCCGACCUACUAUCAGCUUUUAAAAAAUCUGGAUUUGCCAAUCAAAGUGUUGGAGAAUACAAAUUACUACCAUGUUCACUAGGGUGGUUCGUUAAUGCCUCCUCUGAAGACAAUAAUUGCAAAGAGUGUCCAGCAGGUAAAUUACCUCUUAAUCUAGCUGACAAUACAUCUUUAAUCGUGGAGAUAACAUCAAUUUGGCUUUGAUAUAUACAUUUUGUUCUCAUUGUUUAACGUGAACUUUAUGGAGUAUUUACCCUGGGCACCAGAGAUACCGGAAACCGCGCUAGAAAACGGUCUCUGGCACCCAGGGUAUAGAGUAUCAGAUGAAGUGUUUUUAUUUCUUAAUAGAAUACUUAAUGCACAGACGAUCUUUCGGGUGUCUACAAUUUUUUUAAAAACAAAGGACACACCUUGAAAAGCAAAGUAAAGCCAUUUCCGUAGUCUAACAUUGACGAUGUUGAUCCACUAAAAUAGGAUAAUGAUAAUGUUUAGCAAAUACAGUAACAAUUUUAGGUACUGGAACUGCUUUGUAUUCACGAUAAUUGGAGGCUGCUAUCUUCUUAAAUUACCUGACUACCGUUGACUGCAAGUUACAAAAUGCAUGAAUCUAACAUCCUGCACAAAUCCUCAGCUAAUAUGAAGCAAACGUUUAAUUGUUGUGAUUAUACCGUGUGAUUAGGAUUCAGUAGCCUAAACUCCGCUAAUGUGCGUUAUCUCGGUGGUUUUCUUUUAGCUGCUUGUCUCGCUAAAAACAAAACAACUUAAACUUAAAUAACUUAAAUAGGAGAGCCGACCUUUCAAGAACCUUAUUUGCAUUUCUGUCAUUUUUAACCCUGUUUUGUAGGCGCCCCUAAAGAACGAGACAGGCUAACGUUAUCGCUAAAAAAACUUUGUACCUCUUCAGCCUAACAAAUAAAGUGAUGAAUGUCAUUUGGCAUUUUCUCUUUUGGCCCCGUGGGGAAGGUGUGGUGUAAAAAGGAACGGAAAAAAACUCUAAAUACUCACAUUAUUAGUCCUUAUCCGGCCCUUUUUAUAUAACUACGUAUAGUAGCAUACAUGUUUCUUUCUCCCUUACCCACUGGAAGAAGUGGUGUAUCCUAAGAUUUCUUACGUAGGCAGCUAAACUCUAGCCUGAAUUUCAUCCCAUUGCUUCGAGUCGUUUUCUACUAUGGAAGGGAGAAAUAACGACUUGAAGUAAUCGGAUGAAAUUCAGGCUAGCUAAACUGAAGUUUCAGGUCUAAUCCGUAGAGUUCUUGAGAAAACUUGUCCUAAAUCAUCCACCUCAUUCUUAACUUUCUUUAAAAUAGCUUCUUGAUUUAUUCAUCGUUUUGUUGAGAAGAAACAAUACAGUCAAACCUCACUCCCGGGAAAUAGUCUGGUGAUCACUUAAUAGAAGUUGACUGCUAAACAGGGGUGUCUUAAUAUUUAGCAAGUAUUACGACAAAGAAUGUUAAAAUUGCGUGGAUCACAUCAUCUUAUUGUUAGGAACGCCAGGAACAAGAAAAAAACACCUAUUGUAAACUGCUAACGUUUAUUCCAACAAUUUGACUGAUUCAUUAACUCAUGGAAUUUCCAAAUCCUUUGAGCUGUAGAAAAGACUUAAUAAGGCUGGGUGGCAUGAAACUGAGAUUGUCAUACAAAAAGGGUCUGAAGGGUACAGUUUUGACUUUAAUCUCCAUGCAUGAAACCAUAAAUAAAUUCCUACAAGCCCCUAAUCUCUUGAAGUGUUUGGCCAGGUGAGCUCUCCCCUUGGGGAUCAUCCGACAUUUGGCUUAAACGGGUUGUGUCUCACAAAAGGGUACGAUUUUCGGGUCUUGUGUCUAAACUGGAAUACAUUUUUUCCAGUCAGUGUUUUGAACAGGAGAUGGUUUAAAAGUUGGUGGUCCUUGGUCUGGUUUUAUAGUACUAACAAUAAAUUGUUAUUGUUUUAAAAUUCAAUUCUAAAAAGUAUACUUUCUUGUGUGAAAAGGGAAACAAGGCAGAUAAAAACACAAGCAAGAUAUAUUCGUAUUAUUAUUCUUUUUGGGUUACACACAUUGUCCAUUUCGUUGGACUGUCGUCAUUGCCACCCCACGUGGCUAGCUAAUUAAAGAAAGGAGAUUUAUUUAGCCUUGAUGAACAUGGAGUUAUAUUUGAGUUUUACAAAAAGUUAUUACGUUUUCCGUCUACACAAGGUAGUGAAAUAGAGGGAUUCGCUUUCGAACAGAUUCAGGGUUUCAAGGCCUCGGAGACACCUGCACCCAUAACAACCCUAAUACUUUCUCCUUUUGGGUGUGUGAUGUAAGACAGAAGCUGAUGUUCGGUAGAUACAUUUUAUUACUUGACACAGUACUUUUCUUUAUGGUUCGGUAAACGGACCUAAACUCCUGGGAAAAAGAAAACACAAACUAUAAAUCUCAAAAGGUGUGUAAUAAACUUUAAUUGCAAGGUUUGCAUGAGCUCAAUUUUUUCUUUCACGGGGUAGUUGAUAAAAUUUAUGCUGUCAUAAGUCAAUUCAAUAUUUUUGAGAGUUUAGGUUCCCAUUAAAUCCCAGUAAGUUUUCUUUUAUAUCAUUUUUUAAUUUCCUUUCCUAUGGUAGUGAUCCAUUUUUCAUCCUUUCUUCUUCCAGGAGGUUUCUACACAGACCAACUGGCUUUUGUAAGUGACAGCUGCCUUCACUGCGAAAAU